This is a messenger RNA of Xiphias gladius (swordfish), 1001 nucleotides long. RefSeq lists its product as uncharacterized. The record is from RefSeq and is a predicted model, not a curated record. The transcript has 2 exons. NCBI's taxonomy places the organism in Eukaryota, Metazoa, Chordata, Actinopteri, Istiophoriformes, Xiphiidae. Bases 265 to 795 code for a protein of 176 amino acids.
AACAGCAGGUGUGACUGCUUAGUAUAAUCUGGUGCAGGUUGUCUAGUAAAUCUAAAAUAGGAUUUGAACACUGGCUCAUAUAAAUCCAAAAUUACUCAGUUAUCUUCUGAGAGGUAAAUUACAAGAAUAUCAGAACUCACUUUUUUUUCAGUUUAAAAUAUGGGGAAAGUAGACUCUAAAUGCAAAAAAGAAGGACUUCAAACCAUGUGGUUUCAGACCUGAUUCAGUAAUGUGGCUUGAACACACACCCAAAGAAGGUAUGACAUGCGUCCCUAUGGCCUAAGACGGAGUAUUCGAUGUCCUAAGAAAUAUGGGGAGGCUCUUAAGGAGAGGACAUCCAUGUUGCCCCCAAGUCAUGAUCUGGACUUGGUGUGUGAGCAAAGUGAAGCAGAGCCCCAGAAGCCCCUGGAUGACAGGUAUAUAAGGAACGCUGCUGUUCUGCCAGAUCUCACACUGCCCCAGGGAGACAGAGCACUCUCUACUGAAGAGAGGACCUCCAGCAGUGUGCCAACCAGUCAGCCAGGUCCUCUGAUGAUCCAUGGCUUCACGGUAACAGAGUACCAGAAGACAUAUCAUUCAGUGGUGGAUCCCCUGCUCUUUAGUCCUUGCGGGAAGCUCCCAGCCUACAGUCUGCAGCUGGGGCGUAACAUUAAGGAACAUCUGUUUAAAGAGCUGGCCUACCCAACGCUUCUAAUUUCAGAGAAGCCAAAUGGAAAGGUGGAGGUGAUAGAGAGAUUUUGUGUGCUGCGCCCUACACCUUUCAUAGACGUGGACAUUAAAGGUGAACCACAGUAAUAUUCUCCCACAGACUUUCUAUGUAAUGAACAUGUUGGGUUAAUUUUUGUUUUUUUGUUUUUUUUUGUUCCCCUUGCCAUGUAAUAAGCAAGACGGAUUAAUAUUUCAAAUGUUUGAACAAAAUAUGUUAAAGAAAAAAAGUCAUUUAAUGUUUUGACAUGAAGUUCCUCUUUAUGAACAGUUUAAUAAAGUCAAAUUAUGCAAGA